Messenger RNA from Nannospalax galili (Upper Galilee mountains blind mole rat), 3821 nucleotides. RefSeq names its product membrane associated ring-CH-type finger 7 (gene Marchf7). Gene Ontology annotation, molecular function: zinc ion binding; ubiquitin binding; ubiquitin conjugating enzyme binding. Gene Ontology annotation, biological process: protein autoubiquitination. Bases 426 to 2525 code for a protein of 699 amino acids. NCBI's taxonomy places the organism in Eukaryota, Metazoa, Chordata, Mammalia, Rodentia, Spalacidae. Gene Ontology annotation, cellular component: nucleus. The transcript is spliced from 13 exons. The record is from RefSeq and is a predicted model, not a curated record.
UAGGAGGAAGGGCGGGGCUCCCAACGGUGGCGGCUGGUUCUGCGCCGGAUCCGGUAGAGGAGCGGCCGCCAUUGUGCUUCGUCGCCGACUGCUUGGCUGCAUCUGAAGGCCGAGCACACUGAGGGAGGCAGCUGUGUGACUGCCGCGAGCCCGACGCGUCCUGCCGAUUGCCGGCUGGAGGAGAGGUCAGGGUUGCAUCAUUAAUUGGACUGAUGUUUUUGAUAGCCUACAUGCCUGGCGUUUCUGAUAUGAUUUGAUAUGUCCAUGUAUCCAUGAUUUAAUUUGCACUGGAUGGGGGUUAAUUUACAGAGGAGUGGGCAUCCCCCAUUUAUGUUGGCACGUUUCCAAUAGACCAGUUGAACAGAUGACAGUGAGAAACCGAAAGGAGAGACACUUCCUCAACCUCCAGCCUCACACAAGAAAGAAUGGAGUCUAAACCUUCCAGAAUUCCCAGAAGAAUUUCUGUUCAACCCUCUGGCUCCUUAAGUACUAGGAUGAUGUCUGGAAGCAGAGGAAGUAGUUUAAGUGAUACCUAUCAUUCUAGAGACUCAACAUUUAGACUGGAUUCUGAUUAUCAGUCUGCAUCAGCAUCAGCAUCUGCAUCACCAUUUCAAUCUACAUGGUACAGUGAAUCUGAGAUAACUCAGGGUCCACGCUCAAGAUCACAAAAUCAGCAAAGGGAUCAUGAUUCAAAAAGACCUAAACUUUCUUGUACAAAUUGUACAGCUACCUCAUCUGGGAGAAAUAUUGGAAGUGGUUUAAAUGCAGUAUCAGAUUCUUCUUGGAGGCAUAGUCAAGUUCCGAGAUCUUCAUCGAUGGUACUUGGUUCAUUUGGAACAGACUUACUGAGAGAAAGGAGAGAUUUAGAGAGGAGAACAGACUCCUCCAUUAGUAAUCUUAUGGAUUAUAAUCACCGAAGUGGUGAUUUCACAACUUCAUCAUAUGUUCAAGAAAGAGUUCCUUCUUCGUAUUCACAGGGAGCAAGACCAAAAGAGAACUCAGUGAGCACUUUACAGUUGAAUUCAUCAUCCACCAACCACCAGUUGCCUUCUGAACAUCAUACAGUACCAAGUUCUAGGAGCUCCAACAGAAAUUCUUUCAGAUCACAUUUUUCUCCAAGACAAUCAGAAUCUUUUCGUAACAGUUCGCACCCUGCAUUUUCUUAUAUUUCAGGUAGAGAUGAAACUCCAACUAUAAGCAAUUCAGAAAGGGGUGGUUCAUCUCAAAGAUCAUUUCCAGAGUCUUCUGACAAUGAAGGUAGGCGUACAACCAGGAGAUUGCUGUCACGUAUAGCUUCUAGUAUGUCAUCUACUUUUUUUUCACGAAGGUCUAGUCAGGAUUCCUUGAGUACAAGAUCAUUGAAUUCUGAAAAUUCUUACAUUUCUCCAAGAACCGUAACUUCACAGUCUCGAAGUAAUGGAACAUCAACUUCUGAAGUUAAUGACAGUAGGGCAUCUGAAGCUUCUCAGGGAUUUCGAUUUCUUAGGCGAAGAUGGGGUUUGUCAUCUCUUAGCCAAAAUCAUAGCUCUGAGCCAGAUUCAGAAAAUUUUACCCAAGAAUCUGAAGGUAGAAAUACAGGACCGUGGUUAUCUUCCUCACUUAGAAAUAGAUGCACACCAUUAUUCUCUAGAAGGAGGCGAGAGGGAAGAGAUGAAUCUUCAAGGAUACCUACCUCUGAUGUACCAUCUAGAUCUCAUAUUUUUAGAAGAGAAUCAAAUGAAGUAGUUCACCUUGAAGCACAGAGUGAUCCCCUUGGAGCUGCUGCCAACAGACCACAAGCAUCUGGAGCAUCAAGCAGUGCUUCUGCGGGUGGCUCCACACCAGAUUUGGCUCAAGGUGGAAGAAAUACAGGAAUAACGGGGUUUCUUCCCGGUUCCUUAUUCCGAUUUGCAGUUCCACCGGCACUUGGAAGUAAUUUGACCGACAAUGUUAUGAUUACUGUAGAUAUUAUUCCUUCAGGUUGGAAUUCAUCUGAUGGAAAAGGUGAUAAAGCUAAAAGUGCACCUUCAAGAGAUCCAGAAAAAUUGCAGAAAAUAAAAGAGAGCCUUCUUUUAGAGGAUUCAGAAGAGGAAGAAGGUGACUUAUGUAGAAUUUGUCAGAUGGCAGCUGCUUCAUCCUCUAAUUUACUGAUCGAGCCAUGCAAAUGCACAGGAAGUCUACAGUAUGUCCAUCAAGAGUGUAUGAAAAAGUGGUUACAGGCCAAAAUUAACUCUGGUUCUUCAUUAGAGGCUGUAACUACCUGUGAACUCUGUAAAGAGAAGUUGCAACUUAACCUGGAGGAUUUUGAUAUUCAUGAACUACAUAGAGCUCAUGCAAAUGAACAAGCUGAGUACGAGUUUAUCAGCUCUGGUCUCUACCUAGUUGUGCUACUGCACUUGUGCGAGCAAAGCUUUUCUGAUAUGAUGGGAAACACAAAUGAACCAAGCACACGUGUCCGAUUUAUUAACCUUGCAAGAACUCUUCAGGCACAUAUGGAAGAUCUCGAAACGGUAAUAAGCCAGAUUCUACUCAGCUUCAGAGGAUGAUUCUGAAGAAGAUGGAGACCAUAACAGAACAUUUGAUAUUGCCUAACUUCGUUUAAGACAAAUGGAUGAUAUGUGAACAUGUUAAUUAAAACUGGCAAUUACAUGAAUAAUUUUGUGAGGGAAUGCCUGUUAGCUAUAUUGACUAUAUAAAAAAUGAAUAUAUAUACAUACGUGUAUAAAUGUAAAUAUAUAUUCAUUCUCAAAUGUUGCUGAAUUAAAUUCUGUGGCUGGACCUUUUUAACAUUGGCCAGCAAAUCUGAUGUUUAUAAUAUGUAAUCAAAAGCAUUUUUCUUUUAGGUGAGUAGGAAAGCAUUGCCCUUGUUUUAAAUAUCUAAGCAUUGCUCAUCAGCCUUUUUCUGUCUUAUGAUUACUGUAGUCAUAUUUAUACAAAAUUUUGUGUAUUAGUCUCUUGCUAGUGAGAAAAAUCAGAAUGUCCUAUUGAAAUAAAAUGCCAAGUGGCACCUAAUUAGUUUUCUUUUUAAAAUGCCUUAAGUUGCAACCACAUUUUGAUAAUCAUUUAUUUCCAGUGUUUCAAAAAAAUUUUAAAAGAAUAGGUAGUUUUGAAGACCAUUAUUAUAUUAGGUUUCCAAAUUUAAUUUGAAUUUGAAAUUCACUUAGCAAUAAAGUCUAAUUUUUAAAACAAGUAUGUAAAAGAUGUAGAAAUGAUGGAUAACUUUUGUAUUGAUUUGCAAAAUGCAGAUUAUAUUUGAUAGGCCAUGGUAUGUAGGUAUUCCUUUUAGGAAUAUUUCAGCUAUAAACUAUUAUCAGAAUUGCCAGUCAAAUGAUAUUGGUUAAAAAAUUAUUAAAAUGUCAAGUUCACAGAAUAUUUUUUUAAAGCCCACAUUCAGAGUUUAAAACACUGGUUUUCAAUGUGUUUUUUAGUGUUGUCACUUCUUUCUAGAUAAAUAUAAAUAACUAUUUGGGUCCUGGUCAUUUUUAGCUGUAUUCCUUGGAAAUUAUGAGCAUUUAUUUGAUGAUUGUUAAUAUUUUUCAAUACCUUUGCAAAACAGAUGAACAUUACUUAUUCAACAUGAAUGAGUUUGCACUAUGGUCAUGAGUUGUGUAAGCAUCCAUAAUAUUGUAAGUUUCCACUGUCAACACCCUUAGGGUAUACAUUUUUACUUUGAGAUGGUUUCAGAUUAGUCCAAUGUUAAUGGCAACAAACAACUUUUUCAAAACAUACAAAAAAUAUGAUGUAAUUUCUCAAAUGUGAAUGAACAGUUUGCCUACACUUAGUUUGUUGGUCUUAUGUAAAACCUUGGCUUGAAAUAAAGUGAUACUGAUUGAUUUAUUUUA